This is a messenger RNA of Herpailurus yagouaroundi (jaguarundi), 1981 nucleotides long. RefSeq lists its product as uncharacterized. Lineage: Eukaryota; Metazoa; Chordata; Mammalia; Carnivora; Felidae. The record is from RefSeq and is a predicted model, not a curated record. The transcript has 4 exons. The coding region runs from base 1 to 786 and encodes 261 amino acids.
AUGGGAUCAAUAACCAGUGGGAAGAUGAGAGAUCAACAUCAGAUCAGAAGGCUACUGCAGUGGCUUGGCAAGGUGACAAAUGAAGCCCAAAGAAGGUGGAGUCAGAGGAACAAAGAGGUGGGACUGGAGAAGGCUGAUCCGGGCGCAGGCCAAGCGGCACCGGACCAGGGGCACCUUCGGCUUCGCCGCCGGUGGCUAUACUUCCAGUCCGAGGAUGUCCGCUCGGCGCGCGUACCUCGGUGCGAGCUUCCCCCGAGCUCUUUGUUAACGGAGGAUGGGGAGAAAGCGGGGCAGGCACCUAGCACACCGGGCAGCGGCGGCUUGGGGGGUGGGGCGGGGACGGCCCAACGAGUUGCUCGCCUCGCUGCCCUUCCCCCACCUCCCGGCCGCAGCCCCUGCCGGCCGCUCAGGUCUCGUCCCGCCUCACGGCCAGCGCUCCCCGGCCCGGGCUGCUCAGCACGCCUCGCCGCCUGCUGGGCUACUGAUGCCCUCCAUCCACACAAAGACGCGUGCGCCCGGGCGGGGAGCGCAGGGGCUGGCACGCACCACCGGCGGGCCUUCUGUCUGCACCCCCUCUCCCGGCCGCCGCCGGCGCACUCCCACGGCCCCCACUCCCUCGUCUCUCGUCUGAGCCGCCAUUUGCUCCUCGCCUCCCCGACUCAGCUACCGGUAAUCUCAGAUCUACUUUCCGUCUCUUCGGUAUUGGGGAAAUACCUUUUCUAUUGCAAAGAUCACAGCCAGAGGUUGAACUCUAGGCAAGAGGAGCAUGGGAAUAUGGAGACAUGAACUGAUUCAAGGAAUCUGGCCUGGGGAAGGCCUCAUGCACAGAUUCUGAGCUGACAGGGUCUUGUCUUAAAGAGCCUUGGACCAAAUUUACUACCAGCCUUAUCCCAACCCCCAUUUCCCCAGCUUCAAAGAGAAUACAGGUGACCACAGACUCCGAAGUCUUGCAGGUUGGUGCAGACUUUUGAGAACCUGUUGUACAUCUCUCACCCUUGUUCCAAUGGGUACUCUUUGUUAACACUAGAACUUAUACUGUCCCACAUUUGAUCUUUCCUUCCUCAACCACAAACUUCUACUUCCUUCUACUAUUGUCUUCAGAAUGCCAAUAUUUUGUGUCCCAGUUUCAUCUUGGGCACCAAGGAGUAGGAUGAACUUUAUAGUUCUGAAAUUCUAGGUUCAGAAAAUAGUGCUGUGGAGCACAAGGUGGGUGGGUUUCACUGUCACUCAUGCCUGUACCUGUGAACAGGGAACCUCCUGAGGAAACACAUAUGGUCUCAUCAUAUUCCACAGCCACCCAGCCACAUCGCUCAAGGCCUGACUUCCUUUCCUCCCCACGCCCCACCCUCUGGGCAGAAGUAGCUGAGAAGGUGCUUCUCCAGCUCUUUCCUCUUCCCUGCUUAGCUCUAUUAUAGUUCACUAGGCCAACACUUCUCUUAGAACCAAAGUGUUUCUAUUUAGGGGUCUGGGGAGCAAUUCCAUUUCCCUCUAUCAUCUCACCUGGAUUUUCUGGCUUUCAGAAGAAAAUGAUCCACUCAGAGAUCGUGACUUAUUUCUUCCCAAGCAGUGAGUCAUAUUCACAGACAAACCUUAUCUCCUGGGCCACAACCUGGUUGGCUCCCAACUCACAGAACAUGAUCAAAGACUGUGUAUCUUUGUAUCUUUAUAUUAACUUGCACAUAAUUCAUUUAAACUUUGGAGAAAAACGCCUCAUCAUAUCCUCCUACCUCCCCACCACUUGUUUUAAUUUUCUCCACAGCUCAUCCGACAUACUAUACCAUCCUUCCUCCCUCCCUCCCUCCUUCCCUUUCUUCUUUCCUUCCUUCCUUUCAUACUGUUUUUCUCUCUCUCCUCAUUGGCCUAUAAACUUUUUGAAGGUAGGGCUUUGGUUUGUUUUGUUCAUUUCUGUAUCCAUAGGACCCAGCUCAAUGCCUGGCACAGGGUACUCAAUAAAUGUUGAAUAAACAAACUGUUGAAUGAA